UUUUAACUAGAACGCCUGAAACAGAACGGCCACAAAUUAGAACACGGAUUUUUUGUUUGUAUCGAGAUUUGGUUCUAGUUCUGCUACUUUAUAAUGUUCUUAUACAAAUACUGGCUAUUACUACUGCUGAUUUAGAAGCUCAGGCAAAAAGAAAAUGGCAGCUGGGAAACUAAAGUUGGUGAUUUUUCUGGGCACAACCAGAGAGGGAAGAUUGGGUGAGAGAGUGGCCAAGUUUGUACGGAAUUCACUCGAGAAGAAGGGAAAAUAUGAAAUCACCAUGAUGGAUCCGGCCGAAAUGGAGUUUUCCAUGUUAAAGAAGCCACUGCAUUUCUACAAGGACAGAAGCCAAGCUCCAAAGUGGCUUUCUGAGGCAAAUGAAAAGAUCUUAACAGCGGACGCAUUACUGUUGAUCUCAUGCGAGUACAACCACUGUAUUCCGCCCGCUCUCUCCAACAUGGUGGACCAUUUCCCUGGUAGCAGCUUCGCCUGGAAACCCAGUGGUCUCAUCACAUACUCCCCUGGUAUAUACGGGGGUAUGAGAGCAGCUAUGCAGCUUCGUGCCUUGACUGGGGAGCUCGGGUGUAUCAGCGUCUCCAAUAUAUUCGGCAUACCAGAGGUGCACAAGGCAAUAGAUGAAAAUGGCACUGCCCUCAAUAGCCACAUGGACUCCGGCCUGGAGAAAUUGAUGAAACAAUUAGACUGGACGGCCACCGCCUUCAAAAAUAUGCGUAGCACAAAUGGAGUUCCCUCAUAGAGGGGACCAGUCCAAUUUUAGAUGAAACCAGUCACAUUGCAUGAAAUCAGACUAGUCUUAGAUGAAACCAGUCCAGUGAAGAGACAUUUAGAGAACCAGUCUGCUUUAGAUGUAACAAUAAUCACCAGUGUGCUUAAUCUCGUGAAUGAACCACAAACAUAUUUGCAGUUUUUGAUUGAAGUGAACAAAUUAACAACAUAUUGUGUGAUCACUAAUGAAGAAAUGUUUAAAAAAUAUUCCAUAAACAUGAACAUUGAACCUCUCUCUAUUACUCAUCACAAUUUCUGUGUAAAAUGCUCAAUAGUAUAUAUAACUAUUACACUUGACCUUUUCAUAAAAUAUGUAUGUUUUGUUACUUUCUUGAAACUUUCUUGAACAAACUUGAUACUGGACAAAUGUAGAAUUUUAUCAAUAGAAAUGUGUUAAACACAAUUAGUUUAAAUCUUUAAUUAAAUCCAAUUAUUGACAAUUAACCUGUAAGGUUGUUAUGAACAACUUCCAAUGGGAUUAAUUGGCAUUUUUGUUUUGAAUAAUUGAGUUGAAAUGUAUUUCUAGAUGUUUAUAUUUAACGUCACAGGGCUCACAAUCCUAUUUCUGGAAUAAUCCUGAAUUUUAGAAUUCCUGAAGUUAUAAUUGUAGGUUAUAAUUUGGCAGACAUCACAGUUCUUCCAUUUUCAUAUUAGAUCUUGUAUUUUCAUUUCCGUGUACAUUUAUGUAUUUAUUGAUGAUUUGUAUUACACUCUUUCUAUACAAUCAAUGGUUUGUAAUAAAAAAUAGUAAUAUA
This is a messenger RNA of Mya arenaria, 1538 nucleotides long. RefSeq lists its product as uncharacterized. The transcript has 6 exons. Gene Ontology annotation, cellular component: cytosol. Gene Ontology annotation, molecular function: FMN binding; oxidoreductase activity. Bases 155 to 754 code for a protein of 199 amino acids. NCBI's taxonomy places the organism in Eukaryota, Metazoa, Mollusca, Bivalvia, Myida, Myidae. The record is from RefSeq and is a predicted model, not a curated record.